Cajanus cajan (pigeon pea) is the source of this 1757-nucleotide messenger RNA. Its product is annotated as E3 ubiquitin-protein ligase SIS3. Gene Ontology annotation, molecular function: ubiquitin-protein transferase activity. The record is from RefSeq and is a predicted model, not a curated record. Lineage: Eukaryota; Viridiplantae; Streptophyta; Magnoliopsida; Fabales; Fabaceae. Gene Ontology annotation, biological process: sugar mediated signaling pathway.
UGCGUGUGUUGUGUUGUGUUGUGUUGUGCUUUGUUAGUUCAUCCUCUCACACUCACACUUCAAAUAGACACUUUAUUUUUUAUUUUUUUAUUUACUGUUUCUUCUCUUUUUCUAAUCCUGCUUCAUCUUUCACUUCACUCUUCUCUUUUCCCCUUUUCCCUUUCUUAAUCUUCGUAUGCAUCUAUAUCCAAUUCCGAUUUCACUCUCCAUCCGAUUCAUGUAUUUUCCUGCUGCUUAGGAAGAUUCUAUAAUACGACACGGUUUCUUUCCCUUAGGGUUCUUUUAAAUCAUUUCUCAUGGCCAUCAGAGGCGUGGAUUUCAAGUGGUAUGAUGGCUUUUUUUUGUCCAUGCUCGCCACCAGUGUAGUCAUUGUUGCAAUUAAUUGGAAUCGCUAUCAUUCUUGCACAUAUCCGUUGCACAUAUGGAUUGUGGUCGACUACACUACCGUGUUUGUUUUCCGGCUCUUGAUGUUUGUUGAUAAUGGGCUAGCUGCGGGAAUGGGUUUAGAUUUUGGGUGGCAGCAGAGAUAUGCUCGUUUCUGUGGACGAGUGGUUGUCCUUUCAAUCCUUGUGUUGCUUCUCUAUCCAUUUCUUUGGACUUGGACUGUAAUUGGUACCCUGUGUUUCAGCAGUGCCAAGAAUUGUUUGCCUGAACAGGGUCAAAAAUGGGGCUUUCUCAUCUGGUUACUUUUUAGUUAUUGUGGACUCCUUUGCAUUGCUUGUAUGUCUCUGGGGAAGUGGUUGACACGAAGACAAGCACAUUUAUUGCGUGCCCAACAGGGUAUCCCUGUUUCCGAGUAUGGGGUUCUGGUUGACAUGAUCCGAGUGCCUGAUUGGGCAUUUGAAGCUGCAGGUCAAGAAACAAGGGGCAUGGGCCAAGAUGCUGCUGCAUAUCAUCCAGGACUUUACCUAACUCCAGCUCAGAGAGAAGCAGUUGAAGCUUUAAUUCAGGAACUUCCAAAGUUCAGGUUAAAGGCUGUUCCUACUGAUUGCAGUGAAUGCCCCAUCUGCUUAGAAGAGUUCUAUGUAGGGAAUGAGGUCCGUGGCCUACCUUGUGCGCACAAUUUUCAUGUUGAAUGCAUUGAUGAGUGGCUUAGGCUGAAUGUGAAAUGUCCUCGUUGCCGUUGCUCAGUAUUCCCAAACCUUGAUCUUAGUGCACUGUCCAAUCUCCGUGCUGAGCCUGAACGAUCUUCUGCCAGUGUUGUGACAACAACCAGAUAUGUGAGAGGUCAACCAUCUAGUCAAAGUUACCGGUUAAGAUUGCAGGGUCUUCUGCGCCCAGUCCGAGCUGAAAUUGCAGAGCCAGUGGGUGACACAACUAAUAUGUUGGAAAAUGCUGAGAACGGUGUUGUAUCAAUUGUGACUCAAAAUGCAUCAUCUGAAGACCAUGUCUUUUCUGUCGAAUCCAUGCCUGCCGCUCUCAGUCUUUCUUCUGCACAAAGCUAGGUUAUACUGUUUCUGUAUUUCUAUAAUAUUUCUAACCCAUUCUAGAGAAGGUGAAAAAUGCAUAUCCAUAUCUGGCCCCUAUAAAAAUGGUUCACAUUCUAACAAGAAAUUUUCAUGUUUGAUCCAUAAAGAAUUGGGUCAGUUUCUUGUCGGGGCGUCUCGGAGUUGUAGGACUUGAAAAUCAAAGUAUACCUUUUUGCUUAACUAACAUAGAUUAGAGCUGGCAAAUGUGUAGUUGUCUUUUAUGUUUAAUGAAUUGUAAAGAGUUUAAAAUUCUAAUUAUAUAUUGAAUUCUGCUUUUGCCUUUUUCCA